GAUUUGUAUCUACAUCAAAAUGGAAAUAUUUGGCUUAACGCUGCGCUUAAUGUUCAUGAUGAUUUUUGAAUCUGUUCAAUCAAGGGUUUCACUAUUGCCUCAAUCAACAUCACCACCUCGAUCACCAUCACCACCACGGUUCAUGGGCGAAACCAUAGGUGGACCAAUUAUACAGAUGGAGCAUACUGAUGUAGUCUGCCGUGGUGAAAAUAUUCUUGCAAGAUAUGAUGCUUUCCAUGACAUGCUUGUAAAACUGAAUGCUGCAACUGGCCAUCCCGAACUCGUGGGCAGUGAUUACGUGACAAUACCGUUAACAGAUCUUGUACCUGGUGAUUUACUGGUAACCCCCCGUGGUUAUAUAUAUGGAGUUUAUGAGGUUCAUGGUGAGCAUGCCGGAUUUCGGCAACUACCUGAAGAUCAAUGGGAACAUUGGCGCCAAUAUCUGAGGCGAAGGUACCCGAAUCAUGCCUGA
Belonocnema kinseyi is the source of this 472-nucleotide messenger RNA. RefSeq lists its product as uncharacterized. The transcript is spliced from 4 exons. Lineage: Eukaryota; Metazoa; Arthropoda; Insecta; Hymenoptera; Cynipidae. Bases 20 to 472 code for a protein of 150 amino acids. The record is from RefSeq and is a predicted model, not a curated record.